CAAGAGCCUGUAGCAUUCACUCAGGAGAGCAAGAGCACUUGUGCAUGCAAAUACUAGACUCGCUCUCCUUCGAAACCACCUCGAGCGGCUGCAUCAGCUGCCUCGGCAGGAUUCUGCCGUAUCCAUGGCUGCAGCAAGCGUGCGACUUGUAAGCCGGUCUCUUUGCCUCUCGCUAGGAAGUGAUUGAAACCUUUCCUUGCAGAUGCAGCACCAGUAUUUUAGCGGGUGCUUUGCUCCUAUAAAGUGCAGGUCUUUAAGCUGAACGUGUGGAUUAGUCCCGCCCCGCAGGAAUGGCGGCUCUUCUGCUCCAAAGGGUGCUCAGGACCCGCCUCCUCCUCCGCUCCCCGCCGCAGAGCUCCCGCACCGUCCGCUCCCGCACCGCCCCUGGGAGCACAGACAAAGGUUCUCUGACUAAACGAGCUGAAGCAACUGUUGCUACAGACUGGAAAAAAAAACUGACUCCAGAGCAAUUCUAUGUUACAAGAGAAAAAGGAACUGAACCACCAUUCAGUGGAAUCUAUCUGAAUAACACAGAAUCGGGAAUAUACUACUGCGUGUGCUGCAAUGCCCCACUGUUCAGCUCAGAAAAGAAAUACAAUUCUGGGACUGGAUGGCCAUCAUUUUCUGAAGCUUAUGGUACUUGUGGCAGAGAUGAAAGUAACACCAAUAUCAUGAGACGACCAGAUAACUCAUUGGGAUCAACUAGAACUGAAGUUGUCUGCAAACAGUGUGACGCCCAUCUAGGCCAUGUGUUUGAUGAUGGUCCCACACCUUCUGGGCAGAGGUUCUGUAUCAACAGUGUCUCAUUAAACUUCAGACCAGGCUCUGGACACCCUCCCCACUGCAGGCAGUUUGCCCCUCUUCUGUUAAAGCACAGCUGUACAAAUGGAUGAUGCAGGCUGAGCAGAGGAAAAGGGAAGGGGUAGGUAAAGGAGGAGUGACUGAAGGAAAUGGGUAUGAACUGCUUGAAUUAGCUCUUCUGAGGCUUUUGUUUUGCCAAUGUCUGACUCUUCCUCUUACAUUCUUUGCUGUAUCAGAUAGUGGCUGGAACUGGAUGCACAGCAAUCUCGAGUAGUAUGGUGGGGAUAAGGCAGCAGUUCUUACCUGAUCCAUCUUUUUAUUACAUUAUCACUUGUGAAAAAAUUGUAUGGGUCAAAUGGUUUACUCCUCAGUGGUGUGUCACCAUCUGACUCAGAAUCAACAAUGCUCUUGAUCCCCUCCCCCUCCCACCCAGGCAGGGAAGGAGAGAGAGAAAAAGAGAGAGACUUUGCUGGAUUGAAAACUAAACUACACAGCUUUAAUUAAACACCAAUGAUAAAAGAAAAUACGCACAAUUAUUUACAAAUGUGUUCAGGAUGUUCUGGAAAUGUGCAAAACCCCUAUUGACUCCCUCCACCCCCCAGCAACUCCCACAGCAUCUCCUGAGCUGGAACAGUCCCAAAAAAUCCCAGAGCUGCUGCUGGAGAAAGCACAGAGUGAUGAGGGUCAGGAGAGCUGGAGCCUGGGGGUUGACGGUGCUGGAUGGACGGAGUCGUCCCCGGACACCGGCAAUGGACGGAAGAGAAGAGAAGAAGAAGCAGGAAGGAAGUUGUCUUCUGUGAUCUCUCUCCUUCCUCUGAGCUUAUGUAGAUACAUGGAAUGGAAUAUCUCUGGCCCAUUUUGCUGUCUGUCUAACUCAGCCUCCUACAGGGGGUUAUAGAUCUCUCCGCAGUGUCUGAGCCGGCAGAGUGAAGGUGUGACCUUGAAGCCCCAGCAGUUAGAAAAACAUUCCACCAUUUGUUAUCAUUCCUAGCUGGGACACUCUGCUACUAGUUAAAAGAAAGCUUACUGAAGGAAAAAAAAUCAGUAAAAGGAAAAUUUGCUUCAUCCUGGCUCAAACCAGGACAUGUUGCUUUAUAAAAUGGCAAAUUUGAUAGCCUUGUUUUCUAUUCUUUGUCUUACAGUACAAGAUGGGAUAGAAGGACCAUGUUCAUUUUGGUAUGAGAUAAUUAUCUCUUGAGCACAGCAUUAUUAUUAGGUUAACAAUUAACUUUGAGGAUAUGCAAAGACCUUAAUGUAUAAAAAUGCAAGCUGUGUCUUUGGUUUUAGUGUUCCCUCUUGUGGCUUUUCAUUCUCUAUAUAUCAGCUCAAAUUUCUACUUUUUACAUUCAAGAUCUAUGACAACAUGGCCCCACAUUGUGUUUUGUCUCAGAUGUGCUGAUGGCACUGGCUUGUGUUCUGCCAGUAACAUCUGCCUCAGUAAAUUUAAGGUCAAGUUUUCUUCAAAUGCAUUUGUGCUUUAUCUUGGGCUGCCAAAACCAGAGGAGAUCCAUCUAACACUCUGCAGGGCCAGUUAGUUACCCUGCCUCUUCUGGGCCUCCUCCCUGAUAUUUGCACCUCUCAGAAUGCACACAGAGCACGUCCAGGCAACUGACGUACACCCACAGCUGUGAUGAUUCCAUUGUUACUUUGUGCUUCAUGCAUCUCGCAGGGGAAUCCCUGUGACACUUUUCAUCAUGAAUUUGAGCUUAUCUCCCGUGAUGAUGCAUUUACACAAACUAAUUCUAUAUCUUUAAACAGAGUUGUUGAUAUUUAUGGCCUCAUCCCUAUAUUAUGUAAAUUGCUGGACAUUCAGGACCUUUGACCAUAAGCUCGUUGGAGCAGGGGACUUAAUUAUCUUCUGUGUCUGCGGUACCAACCACACCAGGACAGAUCCCAGCUAAAGAUCCAAAGUGCUGGCAGAUCUUGAAUAACAAAAAUGGUAAAAUGGAAGACACUAUUAAAGAGUAUCAUAGACUACAAGAAUUUCCUUGUGUAUCUGCACUGAGUUUGUUCCACCAUAGCAAAUAGAGCACAGUUGCUUCUCUGAGCUGAAUGUACUCUGCCAGGCAACCGCAGACAUGUUCCAUCCUUCACAUCUUAGAAGUUUUUCAACAUUGUUAUUUCAUUAAUUAGUUUCAAUGAGGAUACUUUUUAUGCUAUUGUGUUUUUAAAUAAUCUUUUGAUAAAUCCUAAUUGAGGUUUCUACAUAAUUCUUAAGAGAUUUUAACAUCUUGAAUAAACUAUUUAAAGAUUUC
Messenger RNA from Apus apus (common swift), 3056 nucleotides. RefSeq names its product methionine sulfoxide reductase B2 (gene MSRB2). Gene Ontology annotation, molecular function: peptide-methionine (R)-S-oxide reductase activity. Gene Ontology annotation, biological process: protein repair; response to oxidative stress. Lineage: Eukaryota; Metazoa; Chordata; Aves; Apodiformes; Apodidae. Bases 291 to 893 code for a protein of 200 amino acids. Gene Ontology annotation, cellular component: cytoplasm. The transcript is spliced from 6 exons. The record is from RefSeq and is a predicted model, not a curated record.